UCUGCCAACAAAUGUCAACAUAAGAGACUUAAUUAGAAGGAAAAAAAAUAAAAACAUGACCUUUUUUCUCUAUCAACGGAUUAUUUUAAACCUUAUCGAUGAUAUAUUACUCUAAUUUAUGGUCUAUUAACAUGAAAGAUGUUAAAGUUUUGGAAAAAAACAGGAAAUAGUCAACCCAGGAUCCCUAUCGUUCCUGCUGCAGUGGAUGAUAACCAAAAAAGUGAAAUACCUAAUAACCUAGUAGCCGAGACAGUGCCCCCUUUGGCAUUGCUUGAAGAUGAAGGCCUCUGUGAUACUGAAGAGUUCAAAGCCACACGAGAAAAAUCAAGACUCUCUAAAACAUUGGACGAAGUACUGGCGGACAAGUGUGCUCUAAGCUAUUUUAUUCAAUACAUGGAAAUGCGAAAUGCAUCACCAUAUAUCCUUUGUUACUUGGACAUAGAAACGUACAAAUCGGACCUGAAUUUUAAAGAGGAAGCCCUGAAAAAGCGUACAAGUAGCUCUCCAUUAGUUAAUAACCAAUCAGAACAUGACAGUUUAUCAGUAAGUACUGACUGUGAUUCAUUUACCGCAGAUUCAAAUAGUUUAGGUGAUGAUACACUUUCUGAAACAAAAAGUCCUGAACCCCUGUCCCCGUGUGAUAUAACAGAAACUAGCUGUAUAAAAGAUAAGAUUUUCCAUACUUGUGAUAGGUUAGUUGAGAUGGCACUAGUUAUUUUUAAGAAAUAUAUUGCUCUGGAGGCAAAACUAAAUAUCAACUGCCCUGAAACAGUUAGGAAGGAAGUUAUGGAGAAUAUCUGUAGUCCUGAAAAACUGUGUACAGGCAAGUGCUUUGAUAUGGUGCAAAAACAUUUGUUAACUUUAAUGAAAUCUGAGUAUUUCAAUGCCUUUCUUGAAUCUGACUUUUAUUGCAAGCACCAAAUAGAUGUUCUUACUAGUGGCAAUGUGGUGUUAGAUGACAUUUUGCACAAUGAAACUGCCCUAUUUUAUUUCAUGGAAUUCUUAGAGCAAGAGAACAAGAGGAGCCUGUUGGAAUUCUGGAUUGCAGCAAACAAUUUGCAGCAACAACUUAGAGACCAAAAGGAAUUUUUUGACCCCAUUGAAGCACAAAAUGAUGCUAUUGUUCUGUAUGAUAAGUACUUCUCUUUACAGGCGCAUUGCCCUUUAGGGUUUAAUGACAAGGUUAGAUUUGCCAUAGAACAAAAUAUUUGUGGUGAAAAUGGUUUAGUUAUUGAUUGUUUUCAUGUAUCUCUGAAAAUUGUGGAGAAAGUUUUAGACAAACACUAUCUGAAGCCUUUUUUAGCUUCCCAACUCUUUUACAAAUAUUUAUCAGAACUGAUCAAUACUGUACAAGCAAGUGGAUAUAGUACUACAACAAUAGAGCACAAAAUGUACUCACCAUCAGAUUGUAGCAGUGAAAAAAGCUUUUGCACAAACACAUUUCUUGCUUUAGAGAUUCCUUAUCAGAAACAUAAAGAAACUAAAACCGAUAUGAGUAUAGAUUCUAGAGAACUUUAUGACCCAGACACUCUAUGGAGGAGAAAAAAGUGCCACAGGCUUUCUUUAGGCCGGGUAACAGAGUUGGGUAAGUAUGUAGCUGAUUUUGAACCAGAACCUGAUAAAAAAGGGUUUAAACUAAGAGAUGUUGUGAAGAAAAUUGUUAGUUUAGAUGAAGAGGAAAAGAGAAGGGAGGAAAUGGCUUGGCAGGUCGCAGAGAUGAUUGUUAAAGAUAUCACUAGUGUUACUUUAAGUGAGAAUCCAGUGUAAAAGGUUAUCAACAAAUAUUUUGUUUUGGGAUCAAAAUUUUAUACUUUUUAGCAAAUUUAUGACAUAAAAAGUUUUUCUCUGAUGUGCUUAAGAAACCCAACCCAGAACAAUGGUCAUAUUUGUGUUAUUUGUCUAUAACCUCUUGGAUCUUUCUUCCAAAAUGAUCAAAUCUUUAGCUUAUUAAUUAUAGAAGAAAGCAGCUGCUCUAUUUAGUUAUUGGAGUAAAUGCAGCAUAACUUAUCACCAUAAGAUUUUUGUAUAUUGAGGAACUUAGUUUUAAAGAUCUCUAUAAUUCUCUCUAUAGGAAAAAUGUCUUAUUAAAUAUUUAUUAUUUUUAGCUGAAUAAGUAAAAUUAAUUUUCAAACAAAAAUUAUAAUGCACAUACCACAGACUGGCUAUUUUUCAAUUUGCCAUUGGUUUGUUUUGUAUACUAAUGUAGCAUGUAUACUCCAAUAUAAACACAAAUUAAUUCUAAGGAUUUUUCCUGUGUACAUCAAGAGCUAAAACUAUUCUGAUAUUUAUAUUUCUAGAAAAUGCUGAGCAACAAUUUUUUUCAAGCAUCAGCAUAUCAUACAGAAGUUAUAAGAAUGUGAAAAACAUAAAUUAUU
This is a messenger RNA of Anthonomus grandis grandis, 2375 nucleotides long. It is a transcript of the gene pkaap, whose product is annotated as A-kinase anchor protein 10, mitochondrial. NCBI's taxonomy places the organism in Eukaryota, Metazoa, Arthropoda, Insecta, Coleoptera, Curculionidae. Gene Ontology annotation, cellular component: plasma membrane. Bases 139 to 1767 code for a protein of 542 amino acids. The record is from RefSeq and is a predicted model, not a curated record. The transcript is spliced from 2 exons. Gene Ontology annotation, biological process: intracellular protein localization.